AUGAUCCUGCAGUUCUGGGCCUCCUGUCUUUUUCCCCUAUUCCUGGUCGGCUUCACUCAGCAGACUCUGAAGCCAGAAAAUAUGAAGAUGGAUUGCAACAAAGGGGUGACAGGCACCAUCUAUGAGUAUGGAGCCCUCACCCUUGAUGGCGAGUACAUCCAGUUCAAGCAGUAUGCAGGCAUGAACGUCCUCUUUGUCAAUGUGGCCACCUAUUGAGGCUUGACAGUUCAGUAUCGUGAAUUGAAUGCACUACAGGAGGAACUGAGGAAUUUUGGUGUCAUUGUGUUGGGCUUUCCCUGCAACCAGUUUGGAAAACAAGAACCAGGAAAGAACUCAGAGAUCCUUUCUGGGCUCAAGUACGUGCGUCCAGGUGGAGGCUUUGUCCCCAAUUUCCUGCUCUUUGAAAAAGGGGAUGUGAAUGGAGAAAAUGAACAGAAGGUCUUUACUUUCCUUAAGAACUCCUGCCCUCCAACCUCUGAUCUUUUGGGCUCAUCAAGCCAACUCUUCUGGGAGCCCAUGAAGGUCCAUGACAUCCGCUGGAACUUUGAGAAGUUCCUGGUGGGGCCCAGUGGAGUCCCUGUCAUGCGCUGGUUCCACCGGGCUCCCAUCAGCACAGUCAAAUCGGACAUCCUAGAGUACAUAAAACACACUAAUACCCAGUAG
Propithecus coquereli (Coquerel's sifaka) is the source of this 663-nucleotide messenger RNA. It is a transcript of the gene GPX6, whose product is annotated as glutathione peroxidase 6. NCBI's taxonomy places the organism in Eukaryota, Metazoa, Chordata, Mammalia, Primates, Indriidae. Gene Ontology annotation, biological process: response to oxidative stress. The transcript has 5 exons. Gene Ontology annotation, molecular function: glutathione peroxidase activity. The record is from RefSeq and is a predicted model, not a curated record.